This is a messenger RNA of Python bivittatus (Burmese python), 2466 nucleotides long. It is a transcript of the gene CLCC1, whose product is annotated as chloride channel CLIC like 1. Gene Ontology annotation, molecular function: chloride channel activity. The record is from RefSeq and is a predicted model, not a curated record. Gene Ontology annotation, cellular component: membrane; endoplasmic reticulum. Lineage: Eukaryota; Metazoa; Chordata; Lepidosauria; Squamata; Pythonidae.
GGGGGCGGGGAGAGGAAGAAGUGGGGUCGGAGGCCCCCUGCCCGGCGUGGGGGCGCCUCCCCAAGUGAGGUUGCCACUCCCCGCCACUUCCCCUUUUGCGUGUGCGCGUGCGUGUCUGUCUAUGCGCGUUCUUUGGGAAAAACAUUUCUUGCGGGGGAUUGUCAGCGCGGGUUUCCGCCCGGUAAAGGGGUUCGCACUCUUAAAACGAGCCUGUGCGCGUGGCAGACACAGUGCUUGCAAGCGUGCAGUCGGCCUCGGGGAUUCGUAUGAUUUUGUGUGGAGUAAUGGGCGGAGGAUCUACAGCCUAAUCUGCAGUUACACAUGCUGCAUUCCCUGUGGUACCGGCAUCCCCUCCCCACAAUCUCCUUUCCCAGGGCAGCUUUACCCUCUCCAUUUAUAUCUAUGGCUUCAAUUCAUCCUAAUAAGGAAAAGGACAAGGUGUACAUUCCUUUGACACAAGAUUAUGUCUAGAAUCCUGUUACAUAGAUGCAUUGUUUGAUUUGUGUUCAAGUACCAUGAAUGUUCUAUAAAUGCAUUCAUCUAUUCAUUGAUUAGGUUUGUAUCUUGCCUUUCAUUCAGGAGCUCAAGGUGGUGUAUGUAGCACUCCUUCCGCCUGUAUUUCUAUACAACCACCCUGUGAGUAGUUAUGGCUGAGAGAAUUGACUGGCGAGGUCACCCAGUGAACUUUCCAUGGCUGAGGGUUGACUUGAAACUGGGUGUCUUAUACAGAGGAUGCUAGUUUAUUUGCUCCUGUGUGCAGUCCUGCUGAUAGGAAGGAGUGAAGCUCAGCAUGAUGAUUGGAUUGAUCCAACAGACAUGCUGAAUUAUGAUGCAGCGUCAGGAACAAUGAGAAAGCCUGAUAAACAAGUGAAUCAAUAUGAUUUUGAAAAUGAGAGAGUACCAAAAGCAGAAGUGGCAGAAGAAAAUAUUGAGGAGGUUUCCAGGUGCCAAACAAAACUAGAUUCUCUAGUUCAUAAGCUUGAAGAAUAUGAAAAAAAAUAUAAAGCAAAGUUAUAUGAAAGCAACAGCAUUCAUGUUUUCAGAAGAUACUUGCAUAAGAUUUUAAAUGAAGUUGGAAGACUUGGCCUACCCGAUGUUAAUACCAGAGAUGUGCAUUAUGAUGCUGAGAUCAUCCUCACCAGACAAUCAGUUAAUGAAAUUAACAAGUUCCUUAAGGAAGAAGGCUGGAAAUCUGCUUCUCUGGAUGAAGCUGUUAACAGUAUUCUGAUUAAUUUUAGACCUCAUGAUUAUGAAGCAUGGAAAUGGAAGUUUGAGGACACAUUUGGGGUUGAUCCAUAUAAUGUCUCCAUGGUACUUUUGUGUUUAGCAUCCAUCUCAGUCAUUAUUGCAACAGAAUUAUGGACACAUAUUGGUUGGGCUACUCAACUGAAACGUCUCAUAUUCAUCAGUUUUCUCAUCAGUUUUGGAUGGAACUGGAUGUACCUAUACAAGAAAGCCUUUGCUCAGCAUCAAUCUGAAGUGGCAAAACUCGGAAAUUUUGAUAAAGUCUGUGUGGAGAAGAUUCAAUGGACAGACAGCCUUUUGGAGUGGUUUAGAACCUCAUGGACGUACCAAGAUGAUCCUUGCCAAAAGUACUAUGAAACCCUCCUGAUAAAUCCAAUUUUGGUCGUUCCUCCAACAAAGGCAUUGGCUGUUACAUUUACCAAUUUUGUAACAGAGCCACUGAAGCAUGUAGGAAAAGGAAUCGGGGAAUUUAUUAGAGCACUCAUGAAAGAAAUUCCAGUACUUCUACAGAUUCCAGUGCUAAUCAUAAUGGCAGGGGCAACUUUGAUUUUCUGCUAUGGGGCAGGAAGAUCCGUCACGGCACUAAGAGGUUUAUCGUACCAGGAAAGGCCGCAGCCUCCUGCUCUUCCCCCAAGUGGUGGAAAUCAGUUACUGCCAAUACAGCAGAGUGGGGCAGAUGGCAAGGGAGACUACUUGUCCGAAAACGCAGAUUACAUCCCAGGAGGCCCUUAUGAUAGAGGAGAUGCAUCCAGAAGAAACAGGCAAACCAGAUCUAAAGGUGAUCCUAACGAUGACAUCAUGGUUGUGCGACCCGGCAAUACAUUGGAUGUCCCAGCAGAAGAGCAUUCCAAGUUGGCAGCCAAGAACUUCUUACAGAGUGAAUUGAAUCCUAAGGCACAGAAUCAGACUAGUGAUGUAAUGGAGAAAACCAACACAGAUCCAAACCUGGAUAAAACAAACCUUGUUGAACCUAGCCAAGUGCAAAAGCAUUCAGAAGGCAAUGAAAAUGAAGCCAAACAUGGCGGCAGUGAAGACACCAAUGUGAAGCAAAAUGCUCUGGAAACCACGGAAUUUAAGAGGAAAGAGAGCAGCUCAUGUGGAUUGGAAGAAUCCAGAGAGAGGAUUGUAGAAAACUUGAGUCCUUCUGAACAGUAUCAGAGGAACACUGCUUCCUGACAGACCUCUACUUUACCAGAUAGAAGCUUUUUUAAAAAUUACUUU